AUGUCGUCAGAGAAACCUUCUCGCACCCUCAAGGUGACUGCUACAUCUACACCUGCACCUCCCGGCGACCAUAGGAAACGUCGGCGCAAUAGAACCACACAAUCCUGCUUGAAUUGUCAUGCGUCGAAGCGUAUGUGCGAUCGGAAGCGACCAGCUUGUCAACGCUGCACAACGCUGGGUUUGACUGGACUUUGUGUAUAUGAAGUCGAUGAUCCCAAUCAAACAAACAUGCAUGGUGAUGAGAGAGCACUUCUUCGCAAUCGUAUCGCGGAGCUUGAAGGCGUAAUUAGAGAAAUGAAGAACAAACCUCACCCCCGUUGGGCGCAGAAGCCAUCUGACGGCCAAAGCACAAGUCCUCGUCCAAGUGAUGAUGACCUUACCAUUCCUUUGAUCACCGCCGACCCACGUUCCAAUGAGCAAUGCGGGGACAUUUCAAUAUCUGAUAAUAUCAAUUCGAUGCCCGUGGGCACGCCUCAUCUGAGCGCACCUAGCAUACACCUUACUCCUAUCUCUACUUCACCCGGCACAUCACCGGCUUGCGAAGGACCACUAACUCCACAAGACCCGCACUUCCUUAGCACCUUCAACCUGCCGUCUCCACCCAGCUCAUCAUCAGCGCCUAGUCCAACCCACAGCCAUAGAUCUCUUCCCCGUAUUAUAAUAAAUGAGCCACGACCAGUAAUAGGCUCGGAAUUCAACGUCGACGGCCUUCUUGCGAGUGCGUCCCUAGAAUCCACAGGCUUUGCAGACGGGGUUUACGGGCACAUGCUGGACCACAUCAUGCAAGUGGAUCAGGCUAGGGCCGCUGAAGCGUGCCAUUGUGAUCCCUCUACAGGCCAAGAUAGGAGUAACUGUGGAUGCAUCGGUAACACAAUGGUGUACAAUAACCUGCUCGAGCUAUCCGUGAGGCUAAGAAAGGCCGUCGAGUCCCUCGGAAGGGUCGCCAAUCAUCAGUCAAGGGCCAAUGACUCUGUAUGCCAAUUGUUCACAAAGAUCUGUGAACUCGACAAACUUACGUCUUCCACGCUAGGAAAUGCAACGUCUCCUGCUGACCGUCAUCCGGCAGCCGACGCGUACUUCCCCGCACUUCCGGCGGAGUUCAUACCUUCCACCAUUUCACCAAAUUGUCUAAACAACAUCCACCAAUGGGAGUCUAAUGUCAUCAGACCCUCGUUAUCAACGGGGUCUGAUGAUGAUGCAUUCAUGUCGUGGGACGGCGUCUCACGAGAGAGCUGGGCUCACGCUCCGAGACCCUGA
This is a messenger RNA of Fomitiporia mediterranea MF3/22, 1257 nucleotides long. RefSeq lists its product as uncharacterized. Gene Ontology annotation, biological process: regulation of transcription by RNA polymerase II. The transcript has 6 exons. Bases 1 to 1257 code for a protein of 418 amino acids. NCBI's taxonomy places the organism in Eukaryota, Fungi, Basidiomycota, Agaricomycetes, Hymenochaetales, Hymenochaetaceae. Gene Ontology annotation, molecular function: zinc ion binding; DNA-binding transcription activator activity, RNA polymerase II-specific; RNA polymerase II cis-regulatory region sequence-specific DNA binding. The record is from RefSeq and is a predicted model, not a curated record. Gene Ontology annotation, cellular component: nucleus.